AUGGACUCGAACGCCGCCGCCACCAUUCUUCCCACCCACGCCGCCGACGACAAGCUCCACCGCCGGCGCCGGCGCCGCCGCUGCUGCUGCGUCUGCCUCCUCGUGUCCCUGGGCGCGGCCGCGCUCCUGGGCGUCACGCUGCUGGUCCUCUUCCUCACGGUGCUCCGCGUGCGCGACCCCACCACGCGGCUCGUCUCGUCGCGGGUCAUCGGCUUCGCGCCGGGCCCCGACCUCCAGUUCAACCUCACCAUGCUGCUCACCGUGGACGUGCACAACCCCAACCGGGCGUCCUUCUCGUACGAGUCCGGGAGCGCCGACCUCUGGUACCGGGGCGUCCGGGUGGGCGUCGCCGGCAUCGACCCCGGGCGCAUCCCCAGCAGGGGCGACGGCACCAUGGAGCUGGAGAUGACGGUGCUCUCCAGCAGCUUCGGCGCCGAGCUGGCGCAGCUGGUCCGGGACAUGGAGGCCGGCGCGGUGCCGCUGGACGCCAGCGCAAGGGUGCCCGGGAAGGUCGGGCUCUUGGGCGGGGUGCUCAAGCUGCGUGCCGUCGCCUACUCCGACUGCCACGUCAUCUUCGGCGUCCCGGAGAUGAAGGUCCGGAGCCAGGUGUGCCGCGACCACACCAAGCUCUGAUCGGAUCCGCCGGCCGGCUGCUUGGCUUGCCGUGUCUUCGACUGGCGGCGCGAGCCAUGCACAUAACACUUGUAUGUUUUUUUUUUUCAUUUUUGCGGGUCGUGGAAAAGGCGCAAGU
Molecule: messenger RNA, 751 nt
Organism: Panicum hallii
Lineage: Eukaryota; Viridiplantae; Streptophyta; Magnoliopsida; Poales; Poaceae
Exons: 1
Coding region: 1-633 (210 amino acids)
Source: RefSeq, a predicted model, not a curated record